Messenger RNA from Mauremys mutica (yellowpond turtle), 859 nucleotides. RefSeq lists its product as uncharacterized. The transcript is spliced from 3 exons. The record is from RefSeq and is a predicted model, not a curated record. The coding region runs from base 36 to 719 and encodes 227 amino acids. Lineage: Eukaryota; Metazoa; Chordata; Testudines; Geoemydidae.
UCCCAGGACUCAGCCAAUGUCAACAGGAAAUCUCUAUGUCUGUGCCCGAGAGCGGCGAGGCACAACAGCCCCUUAACCUCUCAGAGCACUUUGCCCAGCUGUCCUGGUAUGAUGCCUUGGCUGGGACAUGGGCGCCGAUAGCUGUCAUCCGUCCAGGGAAAUCAAACCCGCUGCACAGCUCCUUCGCUGGGCACAUCUCUGUGUCCAACAGAUGGUUCACCGUGGUGAACGCCGGCAAAGCCAUUGCAGGGGUUUAUAAGAUUGAAUCUGAGAUGAAGAAAAGCAAGUGUCUGGUUUUCAUCCGUCUGAUUGUAACAGAGCCCGCGCCAACCUCAGUGCCAACCUCAGUUCCGGCUUCCCAGGUGGCUCUGGUCAGCGUUGGGACGGCAGCUGCGGAGCCCGGAUCUUGGUCCAACCGUAUUGCGGAGGUGGUGGUGCCGGUGGUGGGGGCAAUGAUGGUGGUGGCGCUGCUGAUAUGGCAGAUAAAGAAUAUUGCUCGCUACAUGCACUUGUUCUGCAGCCGUCGUGACUUCCCUGCCAGAGCCGCCCCAUUCCAGCAGGCUAGCGACUCAGGCCCCAUGCAGGAGAUGCAGGAGCUGGCAGAGCUGACGCAGCCGGAGGACGCCAGCGGUGGGGAUCGGUCGGCCAUGAUGAAUGGGAAACUUCUCGGCAGUGCUGAAACGCUAAACGCUGGGGGACUGGAGAGUGGGGAGGGAUGAACCCCUCCCCAUCUGUCAACAUCCACUCAAUGUGCAGCGGCAGUCAAAAAAGCAAACAGAACGUUGGGUCUCAUUAAGAAAGGGACAGAAAAUAUCAUGUUCAUAGAAUCAUAGAAUAUCAGGAUUGGAAGAGACCUCAA